GUAAAUUGUACCCAAUUGGUACAGCAGCAAGCCAUAUAAUCAAAAAUUGAAUUGAAUUCUUGAUUUUCCAAAUUUCUGAGAUCUUGAUUUUUAUUUUUUUACACUGGUAAAAUAUUGUUAGCUGUUUAUCAAAAUGUUCAACGUUACGUCGCGUUUAAUUAAGUUGCCAAAGGAAGUAACAAUAUUAAGGAAAGUGCCACAAUUUGCUACUGCAGUUGUUUGCAAUCAAUCACCUAGCCAAAGAUAUUAUUAUAGUAACAAAAAUCAGAACAAUGAAGGUUUGCGACGAUUUUCAUACAAAUAUUUGUUAUAUUCGGCACUAUUUGGUGCUACAGCAUAUACCUCAUAUAAGAUUUGGUUAAGAUAUCAAAUAAUUCCUUCAAUAACAGCUGCUGAAGAGAUUGUAGAAACUGAUUCGGAAUGUGAGGUUGACACCAGAAAGAAAAGAUAUAGAAAAGAAAAGAUUGGUUUUAGAGACAGAAAGAUAAUUGAAUAUGAAAACCGCAUGCGCCAAUAUUCCACACCGGACAAAGUAUUCCGGUACUUUGCCACUCUUCAAGCUCAGCAUCAUGAUCAGCAUGAGGUCUUCAUGACACCUGAUGACUUUCUGCGCUCCAUGACGCCUGGAGUUAAACAACCUGAUGGUUUAGGACUUGAUCAAUACAGAAGAUAUGAUCCGAAGAACAUCGAUGAGGUGCAAUCGUAUCUUUCGGACUACACUAUAAGCCAACGCCUCAACUUGGAUCUGGACGAGGAUUCCAUAUUCUACAAACUGGGUUCGUCCGGUCUUAUCACCUUCAGCGACUACAUAUUCCUGCUGACAGUUUUGUCAACGUCUCGUCGCCACUUCGAAAUUGCGUUCCGCAUGUUCGACCUGAACGGUGACGGCGACGUGGACUGCGAGGAGUUUGAGAAGGUGGCCGCGCUCAUCCGGCAGCAGAGCAGCAUCGGCUCGCGGCACCGUGACCACGCCAAUACUGGCAACACGUUUAAGGGUAUAAAUUCAGCACUUACCACAUAUUUCUUCGGACAAAAGCUCGACGAGAAAUUGACUAUAGAGAAAUUUCUGGACUUUCAACAACAGCUGCAGAAAGAGAUUCUCUCCCUGGAGUUUCAGAGAAAACAACCAGAUGAGAACGGUCGCAUAACCGAGGCAGACUUCGCGGAACUGUUGUUGGCGUACGCCGGGUACCCCGCUAAGAAGAAGGCGAGAAUGCUAAAGCGCGUUAAGAAAGCGUUCCGAGACCACGGCGUCGGUAUAACAAAGGACGACUACCUGAAAUUCUUCCACCUUCUCAACAACGUGAACGACGUGGACACUGCGCUCACGUUCUACCACAUCGCGGGCGCGUCCAUCGACCAGCCCACGCUGCGACACGUCGCCAAGACCGUGGCGCACGUUGACCUCGACCCGCACGUCGUCAACGUCGUCUUCACAAUCUUCGACGAGAACAUGGACGGACAACUGAGCAACCGCGAGUUUGUGGCCGUGAUGAAGAAUAGGCUUCUGCGAGGAUUGGAGAAACCGAAAGACACUGGCUUCGUUAAACUAAUGUAUUCGCUCAUUAAGUGUGCGAGGGACACUAAACCCGCAAUUCUUGACUUUUAAGGUAUGAUAACAGAAAUCACGUUUUUUUGACCGCGGAAUUCAAAUUAGAGAAUCAAUAUUAAAAAAGGAUAAGUAUCUAAGAGUAUUUUUUUUUCUAUGCCGUAUUAUGUUCUUGCCUUUUAAGCUUACCUUUCAAUAGUGUAGUUUUGCAUAUUUAUUGCGAUCAUUUUUGUACUAUUUUUUAUUAAAAUCGUAUAUCUGGGUGAAAAACACAUUAUAGGUAUUUUUAAUUUUUUAUAACAUCGGAUUUUUUGUAACAUCCAUGGCAGGCGGCUUAAAACCUUGUUGUUUGAAAGUCCGUAAGAGAGGCCAUAUUAUAUGAUAGGCCUACCUAAAUCUUGCAAGCACUCGGAACCCACGCCGCAUAUGACUGGGACAAGACGCCUCUCUCACAGUACACUACCUCUGCAAGAUACUACAAGAACGGCCUUCUCUCUUUUUGGGAAAAACCUUAAUCUUUACAAGAUAGAUUAAAAUAAAAUUUAAUAAAAAUUACGUUAAGGCGUCGAAUAUUCUUUUUGACUAUCCUUAUAUUGUUGCUUUUUCGUAACACGUAUAAAGAUGAGUUUAAAAGCGAAACUUUAUCGAAAUAUCGAAAAAACUUCGUACGUAUUCAUUAAAGACUAUUCACGUGGUCAAGGUGCCAGCUUUUACAUAACUGAGUUUAAUAAUAUAAGGUCACCAAUUUUCGAGUAUCAUUAUGUUUCAUUAAGCUCUCUAAUUUAAUUAAAAUAUGUACAAUUUACACUAUUAAAAUAUGUAAAUUGUAAGCACUAGUCACGAAGAUCAAAUUAUCUUAGCAUAGGUAAUAAUUAAUAUUGUGAGAAAUUAGCUUACUACACAAAAUAUUAUAAUGUUCAUCACAAUAACAAACUGUUUCGUUAAACCUAUUAUUAAUAAAAUAUGUUUUAUACAUACAUUAUUAUGUAUAAAAUCAAGUGUUAUUUAGUUAUCUUAUUAUCAUCCUUAAAUAAGAGUAUUUAUGGAUAUUCUUUAUAUAAUUAAUAUUAAGUAUAUAUUUUUUGUAAAUAUUUUAAAAUGACUUUAUAGCUUAUACUAAUGUAUAGUUUCACGUUUGUUUAAUUCAUACAUAAAUAUGUAUUUCAAAUACAUAAAAUCUCCAUUUAAAUUCAAGUAAAUACAAUUUGAUUUUGCAUGCCAUGAUUUUGCCAGAAAACUAUAUCUGUGUUCAUCUAGUCGUCGUAUUAAUGAGAUAUACCACCACCACCACCAAUAUAUCAUUCUAUUUAAGAAAAGUAACAAAUCAAUUAAUAUUAUAAUAAGAAAAAACAUAUACAGGAUGGUCGGGAGUAUUUCCCAUAACACUAGGGUUAUAUUCUUUAACAAAAAAUAAUUUAAAAUGUUUGAACAUUUUAAAUUAUUAGUUGGAACAUUUGUUCUUAAGAAGAGAGUCUUGGAGUAAAUAAUGUUUCUUUUGUAAAUAGAUCUUAAAAUGUGUUCCUUAUACGCAUCCUUAUAAUGAUGACCAAACUUAUUCAUUGAUUAAAAUGACAUAACAUGGAUAGACACGAAUUAUUUGAAUUACUUUGUAUGAAAACAUAAAAACUUUUUUUUUACUUAAUAAAAUAUUAGUUAAGCAGUUCGGUUCCUAUAAGUUACCUCGUCAACACUUUGAAGUUAUGGGAAAUACUCCCCAGUACCCUGUAUAAUUCAGUUUCUUUUUUAUAAUUAUUGUCAUCGAUUUUUACUAUCAUUUUAUUUUAGUGAAUUAUUUGAUGGCAUUUUAACAGUUACAAUAUUCCGUAAAAGGAAUAAAUAAAAUGUUAUUAGUUAUAACCAAAAUAAUGUAAUCGAUUGUGGACAUUUGGUAUUACAGUAAUUAAUAAUUAAAUUAUUAUGUUAAUUAAUAUUUAAAUAAUAUCUUAGUCAUCUCUUUUGUGUUCAUAGGUUUAAGAUUGUUUACAGGUGCGUUGAUAAUUUUAUCACGAAAGUCGAAAUUUAUUUUAAGGACAUUUAUUACAUAUUUUUUUGUUUGUAUAUUAUAAUAUAAGAGAAAUGUUAAAAAUAAAAAAAAACAAUUAUU
Molecule: messenger RNA, 3653 nt
Organism: Bicyclus anynana (squinting bush brown)
Lineage: Eukaryota; Metazoa; Arthropoda; Insecta; Lepidoptera; Nymphalidae
Gene: MICU1
Product: calcium uptake protein 1 homolog, mitochondrial
Exons: 12
Coding region: 134-1609 (491 amino acids)
Biological process (GO): calcium import into the mitochondrion; mitochondrial calcium ion homeostasis
Cellular component (GO): uniplex complex
Molecular function (GO): calcium ion binding
Source: RefSeq, a predicted model, not a curated record